UGUGGCAGAGGGCGCGUGUGACGGCAGAGAGGGGGAGGACCCGCGCGCACGCACGCACCCGCGCAGCCUCCGCGCUUCUCAGGAGUAGAGGAGCAGCAGCGGGGGGACGCGAUGGACGUGAUUCUGCUGCUGGACCUGACCGAACCGCUGUAAGAGAAGAUGGGCUGCAUCGGAUCCAGAACCAUCACAGCGGAUGCGGUGCCGGUGCGAAAAGAUGGGGAUCAGCAUGGCCGUGCCGAGUUUUCUUGGGAAGGAAUCAAUCUGUCCAUGGAGGACACCACGUCCAUACUGCCUCGUCUCAAGAGGAAGCCCAACAAUAGUUAUGGGAUCGGGGCCUUGGCUAAGUCGUCUCUGUCAGGUGUGUCAGGUGUGACCCGCUCAAUGAAGGACAAGGUUACUAAGCCCACUGCCAUGGCCCAGGGCCGGGUUGCUCAUAUGAUCGAGUGGCAGAGUUGGGGAAAGCCCUCAGCCGGGCCCAUAGGUGGCGCUGGCAGAAGCAACCUACAGAGGGAAAAAGAGAGGAGGAUGGAGAAUGAUGCUUACAGCGACCUGAGCGAUGGAGAGAAGGAGGCUCGCUUCGCUGCAGGAAUCAUGCAGCAGUUCGCCAUCUCAGAAGCUACUCUCUUUGGCUGGAACUCCACGGAUGGGGAGAGUAUAGAAGCUGGAUCCAACCAGGGCAGCAUGGCACACCUGAGUGAGGUGAACCAGGAGAGCAUUACCAGCAGAGACCAGGUACUUCACCACUCUUCUGCUGACGUCUGGCCUCACACCUAUGUAUCCCAGGGCCUGUACUGCCUAUCGUCCUCAGAUGCCUGGGAUCCCAUCACCAGUCAGCCGUCUGGCUUGGCUUCGCCAGCCGGAGGCUCCUACAUCAUGGCUGCAGGCAGUGGUUCUGGAGCAGGCGGGACUCCUGGUGAGGGAUAUGAAGGGACUGUUAGCAGUUACCUUCAACAACACCAACUCGCGCUUCAGCAGCAAAACCACCUACAGCAGCUUCAGCAGCUCCACCACUACCAGCAGCAGCAGCUCCUGCAGUACCAACAGUCUUUGGAACCCCGGCUACACAGUGCCUCACAGUCCCUCCAGGUGACACCCAACAGCACCAUCCACAGCCUUGGUCCACCCACGCAUCCUCGGCUAGCGGAUCUUUGGGGAGCAGCCCAGGUGGAAGCUCACCAGGUGGAGAUCCUCGGGCAGCUGAGUGGUCAGAUGCUGGAUCUCGUCGGAGGGAUGGCUGAAAUGGUCAGCAAAAACCAGGAACUAGAAGAGUAUGCUGCGCAGCACGAAGAGGAGGAAGAAGUGACGAAGGGAGAGGAGGUGACGUUAACGCUGGAGCCUGAGCCGUGCUCCUUGACUCCGUCUCCACUCAGAGAAGACGCCCCAUCAACCAGAGGUUCAAGUCCAGGACUGCCCACCCAGUUCACGGACUCUGGAUCCGAUAGGAUACCCUUCGACGUGAGCCCCUGCGUGGUACGAUCAGUGGACGAGAAAGACGAGGAUGCAGAGGAAGGUCCCGCCCAUGUUGCUGCAACUAAUUGAGCGACGUGCUCUGAGACUGAUAGAGACAGGAAACAAAUACAUAUAUUAUAUUACAUCUACAAUAAUAGAUGCAAUAUAACAAAUGCAUCUACUUUUCACGCCCGUCCCUCACAAAUGUGGGAGUCAAUAAACAAAUGCCAAGAAGCCCAAAGUGAAAGAUUUUGGGAAAUGAGGAAGAGCUGGUACAGGAAAGACUGGUGGUUUCGAGAUUUUACGGUGCAAAAAGACAGAGGUGACGCAAACAUCAACGAUGUGGUGGGACAAGAAACAAUGAUGUGUACCUGAAAUGUCUACUUAAUGAGGAACACAGGGCGUGGCUGAGCAAUGUCAGAUGUUUCAGAGCUAAAAGCGGCGCUAAGCUAAACGCCACAGUGGAGUAAACAUACUUUAAUACUGUAUAUCCCUCUGCUUUAGCCAAACUCCCAACUGGAUUUACUACCCAACAGACUAGUUGAAAAUCAAAAAUGACCAAUUUCUAAGAUGCCAAAAUAGAUUGGCUAACUGAAGUGUGUUUGCUCCCAGAAAAUUAUGGUUUGGCAUAAGAUGACAUUAGUCAUAACUGAGUCAGAACACUUGGAAAUAGAUCUAGGAGAGAAUGAGAGAGCAGGAAAAAGUGUUUAUUAAAGGAGUCGUGAGGAGCAAUUUACCCUACACAAGUAAGCAGCUUCAAGUUCGCUGCGGAAAGUGGCAUCUGAUCCCACCAGAGUUGUGACCAGUUUAUAAGAGGGAUGCGGAUAUUACUGACAAGAGGAGCACUCCUCACGUGUUCCUAAUGAGGACCGAAGUCUGGCUCCUUCACAGCUCCCCGAAUCAGUUCAAAUGUGAACAUCAAGGACCAGCUCUCUACUUUGGAGGCAAUGGUUGUUGAUGAAAUAUGAACUGGUUCUACCCUUAACUGAGCAAUAAGACAAGGUCUGAGACAGAAGAAAUGAGCCAAGCCUAUCACUCAUUUGUAAUGUGGACGAUGAUGAAAGUGGGUCUGACUGUUGACUUGAGGGUUGUUUUCUAUGCUGGACUCAGAAGAUUUAACCUUUCGCCAGUCGGAGCUCAAUAUCUCCUGUGAUUCUUCACUCAACUCAACUGGAUGUCAACCGAGCGAUCGUCUGAAGGACCACGGUGAUGAUGGAAGGUGUCUUACAAAUAACAAACUGGACAAGCACAACUUUCAGUCUCUUCACAGCUGAUCAUUACGACCCACAGCCCACGGCCAUAAGAGAGCAGGAACCAUUACUGCAAACUGGAGCGCUUCACUUCAUGACCAGAGUGCAGUAAACUCAGAUCACACAUCAGUGUGUCCUGCAGAGUGUGAAGCCGUUGCCUUUACAGCAUGACGAAACACAUGCGAUUGGUGACCAGAUAAGUGUGAACGAGAAACGAGAAAAGAUGGAAAAACUGCAGUGCAGUCCUGAGGUUGCAUAUCGCCCCCCCUCUGUCAAAAAAAAAAAAAAUUACAUGUCAAAUUUCCAAUCAGGACCCAGGUACAAUGCAUGCUUCGCCCAGUGACUGAGCCCUCACAGUAUAUCAAGGUAUACAAAGUAAUAAUAUAUCAUUUUUUUAUAAUAAAAGAAAAACAACACGUAAAUAUGUAUUUGUAUGAAUGUAAGACUGUAUGUAUGUAAUAUGUAUGUAUGAAAGAAUGUAGCCUUGUGUGUAAAGAAAAACACUACCUGAAAAUGAACUGCUUUGCUCUGUUUCUUUU
This is a messenger RNA of Synchiropus splendidus (mandarinfish), 3238 nucleotides long. RefSeq names its product protein FAM131B-like. The record is from RefSeq and is a predicted model, not a curated record. The transcript is spliced from 11 exons. NCBI's taxonomy places the organism in Eukaryota, Metazoa, Chordata, Actinopteri, Syngnathiformes, Callionymidae. The coding region runs from base 160 to 1539 and encodes 459 amino acids.